Hippocampus zosterae (dwarf seahorse) is the source of this 1400-nucleotide messenger RNA. RefSeq names its product tetraspanin 7 (gene tspan6). The record is from RefSeq and is a predicted model, not a curated record. Gene Ontology annotation, cellular component: membrane. Lineage: Eukaryota; Metazoa; Chordata; Actinopteri; Syngnathiformes; Syngnathidae. The transcript has 8 exons. Bases 119 to 874 code for a protein of 251 amino acids.
GACGUCACUUCCCAUUGAGCUUGCUUAGAACGUAUCCCCCUUCACCAACUUUUUCUUCUCUUCGGGGCUGCUUUGAAGUGAUCUUUUGUCUGUCUUCUAUACAUAAAAGAAGCCAAACAUGUCGCCGCCCUCACGUCGGCUUCAAACGAAACCGGUCAUCACCUGCCUGAAGACUUUCCUCAUCUCCUACAGUCUGAUUUUCUGGUUCACAGGCAUGAUCCUGCUAGCAGUGGGCGUGUGGGGGAAAGUCAACCUGGAGGCGUACAUCACACUGGCUUCCGAUGAGACCACAAACGCGCCGUACGUCCUCAUCGGCACCGGCGCUGCCAUCAUCAUAUUUGGGCUUUUUGGCUGCUUCGCCACCUGCCGCGGCAGCCCGUGGAUGCUAAAACUGUAUGCCAUGUUCUUAAGUGUGGUCUUCCUGGCCGAGCUAGUGGCUGGAAUAUCAGGCUUCGUCUUCAGGCAUGAAAUAAAGGAAAAAUUAGGCACCGCAUACCAAAACGCAGUCAAGUCCUACAACAGCACAGAGAGCAGCAGAACCGCAGUGGACGCCAUCCAGAGGACUUUGCAAUGCUGUGGCGUGAAAAACUACACGGACUGGGCCGAAACGGACUACUUCAAAGACCAGGGCAUCCCCGCCAGUUGCUGCAAAGUCAACACCAACUGCCCUCCAGACACCCUCAAGGACCUGAACAAGGCUAAAAAUGAAGUGUACAGCACUGGUUGCUUCUCGUUGGUGACUAAUGUGAUGGAGUCCAACCUGGAUAUCAUUGCUGGGAUCUCAUUUGGAAUCGCCUUCUUUCAGCUCAUCGGGGUAUUCCUGGCCUGCUGCUUGUCUCGAUACAUAACCAAUAACCAGUACGAGAUGGUGUAAGCUUCAUGCAGGUGACUUGGCGUGCCUCUCCCACCCUACAGGACUGACCCUCUUGUGAUUUUUUUAAGAAAACUUUUUAGAGAAAACAAACUCUUGUUUUUUUGGGGGGUGGGGUCCGCUCACGUGACUCGGUAGAGGAGCAGAAGGGAAUAACCCAAAGGGAAUUUGAGAGGAAAGUAGUUUGAUCCAAACAUUUCAACACGUUUUUUUCCUGUUAUCGUAAUAGUAAAUGUUCAGCCUAGACGUCAUUGUGUCAAUGUUAUCACUUUAUUUUUGUGUCUUUGUUUCUCACUGAAAAGUAGUGCCUUGCUUUAUUUUGUACUUUUGAUAAAAAUGUACAGCUAAAAUGACAAACUGACAAGGGAUUGUGCAUGAGGUUAUUUGUAAGGGGAAAUGGCGUACGUAAAGUGCCAACAACAAUAACCCACAUUUUCAUAUUAAAGUCAUCAGUGUUUAAUUGCUUUUCCUCUGUGGAUGCAUGUAAAGUAUUGAAGGGGAAAAAAUAAUAAAAGGUGAAUUCACAUAA